Haliotis rufescens (red abalone) is the source of this 2596-nucleotide messenger RNA. RefSeq lists its product as uncharacterized. The coding region runs from base 76 to 1581 and encodes 501 amino acids. The transcript is spliced from 2 exons. NCBI's taxonomy places the organism in Eukaryota, Metazoa, Mollusca, Gastropoda, Lepetellida, Haliotidae. The record is from RefSeq and is a predicted model, not a curated record.
GUCAUACCGAAGGGUACACGUGCACAUCACUCUAACGGACAAGGGCAUCUUACAGUAUAGUGUACAGUGCCAAAGAUGGCCGAGUUUAAACACCUUUCAUGGUUGCUGAUAUGGACUUACCUGAUCUGUGUUUGUAACUGCCAGGACAGUAUUGUGUCUGUCAUACAGAGACUGGACCAGUUUGAGGAGGAUCUGUUUCAUAACAAGGAGGACAUGAUCAAUAUGGAGAAAAGGAUACGAAAUAUAAUAGUUGAUUCAAAAACAGCAUUGAGGGCUGAAUUAAGAGAAAACAUACGUGAUCAGGUGAGAGAAGCCAUGGCCGAGAUUCUAGAAGGAGAGUCUCUUCAAGACAUGGUGAAAAGUCAGGUUGUCUCUGAAUUGCGGCACCUGACACGGGGCUACCAUCAGAUGAAGAGGCAGAUGCAUCAUGUCUCCAAUGAACUCAAAGACUUCCAGGACGAGACGAGCGUAUUUCAUGAAGCUGUCUUGAAGAAGGCACGGGUUGGGAAUCGAGACAACUCAAGUGACGUCUGUGUCAGAGACAAACGUAGACUGGAAAUGGAACUACAGAAGUGUGAGGUUACCACUGCUGAUCUCAAGGCUGACAUCAAGCGCUUAAUGACAUUGAAUGAGACGUGUCAGUUCCCAAAACAAAAACAGAAAACAACGUUUACUGUACAUGAUGCUUCCCCAGCAACUCAAAAUGAUACGCCUACAUCCGGGUCACCUGGGUUGACAACGUUAAUGACGACACCAAGGCUACCUGUGUCUACAACGUCAGUGACCACACAAAGACGACAAGAGGAGAGAAGUCGGAUUCUGAUUGCUCCACGUUGGUCAAAGGUCCUGCAUCAGUUCCGUCAACUCAACAUUCACAGCAACUCCCUCAGUGUCUAUCAGUAUCUCACCAUGAAGAAUGUGGUAUCUGUUGCCUAUAUAGCGAAGACAAGGAAACUUCUGAUUGGACUUUACAAUCCUAGUAAGAUCGUAUCAUCUGCCCUUGAUACAAGUCACGUGACAGUACUAAGAGAAGGUGUACAGACAUAUGGUAUGGCAGUGGAUGAAGAUCGGGACAUUGUGUUUAUGACAACAGAAUUCCCACGAACUUCAAUCAGCCGCAUGUCUACACAGGGGAAAGACUUUACUGCCAUCAUUGACUUAUCCAAGUACAGAGGCAUUCCAAGGCAACUAACUCUUGACACAAGGAGAAAGAGGAUAUAUGGGUGUAAUGGCGAGAAACUGUUCAUGGUAACAUAUGAUGGUCAAGGCCUGGCAACAUUAGCCACAGGAAGUGUCAUGUUUGCUGUAACCCUAGAUCAGACAGCUGGUGUGUUGUAUUAUAACAAUGAUGAGAAACUGAUGAAGAUGACCGUGUCCAAUAAUGUGAGUACAGAGGUGACCACACUGACCACUAUACCCUGGAACAUGAGACUGUAUAGAGGCACCAUCUACUACAGUGGCCUUUCUUCUCCAAUUGUAGGCGCAGUUAAUGUGUCAUAUAACACUUAUAUAACACCAUAUACUCUUAAGUCAGUAGGCAUGGAUGGAGUUAGUCGUAUUCUUCUGUGUUUGGUUCCCUGAAUUCUAUUAAGAUAUUCUUCAACGAAUUUGAAAAUAUUCGAUUAUGAUUGGUCAAUCAAAAACUUCAAGUCACAUAACCACCUCUGAUUGAAACAGUUGAUAUAAUGGCUGCCUACCCUCGGAAGUAAAUAUUUAUAAAACAAAACUUCUUUCUGAAUCAUCGUCGGUAGGCAUUUUGAAAUAAUGAGAUAUAAACACAUAUACUUACAAUGCAUACUUUCGGUUAAUACAAUUUUCAAAGUAUGUGUGAUAAUAAAUGUUCGAAGGAAAACACGAUAUGUAUCGACAAAAAGUGUAUUUCAAGUUUUGAGGACGACAACUCUUACUCUACUACAGUGGAUUUUGUUCUCCGAUUGUCGGUGCAGUUGAUGUGACACAUAACAUUUCAGCAUAUACUCUCAAGUCAUUAAGCAUGGAUGGAGUUGAUUAUUAGGGCUCUGAGUCGAAAGGCUUGAAGCCCUAUUGUAAUCGGCCGAUUUAUUUAUUAUUAUUCCGCCGAUUUUGGUACCAGAGCCAGCAAAAUAAGUUCUAGAUACGACAAAAUUCCCAAGGCCGUAGGCUCAAAGACCAAGGGCAGACAGCUGAAAAACAAGUAAUUUUGUUAACUAUAUUUUGCCCUAUUGCUCCAAAACCGCUUCUCCGAUUACUUUUAAACUUUGCAUGUGUCUGCUGCUAGGGGUGCUUGACAUUAUUUGUUCUUUGACUUAGGUCAUUGGUUACUUGGUUUGGCAGCCAUAUUGGAUUCAAAGUUUUCACAGUUUUUUUUGGUACCUGUCUUCAAAUCCUAUCUCCUCUGAAUCCAUUGCAUGAAAUGCAUUCAAACCCUCUGAGAAUUGUCUCCAUACACAACAGAAUAAAUUGUCUUAACCGAGUUUGGAUAUGUUUUUUAGUUGCGCCUAUAUUAGAUUUUGAUUUUGAUGAUGUUUUUCACCGAAAUUUUACUUUAAAGAUCAUAUCUUGUAAGGUUGUUGACAGUAACUAUUGCAAGUUUACAUGAGUGAGUGAGUGAGUUUGG